AAGCAGCCGCCUGCUAGCCAGAACCCAAAUGGAGCAUUCCCCGUCUCAAGAUACUUUCAGCCAGCUUGCAGCCAUUCUAGAAUCUGAGAGCAGUGACCUCUCUGAGGAAGAUGGAGAGGAAGAGGCUCUUCUCCAAGAACGGGAUGAGGCCAAAGAGAAACUGGCAGAAUUUGAACAGGCUUCUCAGGCCUUGCUGGCUGAGCUGUCCUCCUUGGAGGACGAGUACGAAAUCGAGAAGAGAUGCCGAGAGCAGGCGGAAGCCUACGCAGCUCAGAUGAACAGGGAAAACAUGAAGCUGAAGCGGAUCAGUGCGGCUUUGCUGCCGAUGCUCAGCCCAGGAGACUUGGUGAGCUCGAGCAAUGAGGAUGAGGUCCCCGGUGAGCCACUGCUGGAUCCAGUGUGCCAGUAUUGGCAGCAAAUCAAAGAUCUUCAAGCCAAGGUCUCCCAACUGUGGUGUGAGAAGAAGGAACUGGCUACGCGAGUGAAAGAACUGCAGGAUCUUGUCCAGCACCUCCAGGAGCAGCUAGAAGAGGAGUCCUCUGAGAAGCAGUCCCUGCAGGCUUUUGUGAAGCACCAUCAGCAGGCUUUGAAGAGGGUCAAACGAGCGUCCCGGCUGGUCACCAAGGAGUAUGGCGAAGUAUCUCGGCAGCUGGACCUAGAGCACGAACUGAGGCAGCAAGCAGAGGAGUUUGCUCGCCAGAUGCUGGUGAAGCAGGAGAAGGCCAACCGGCAGAGUACGAUCCUAAUGCAGAAUGCCGGAGCAGACUCCCAGCUUCUCCAAGCACUGGAAGAGGUGGCAAAGAUGGCCGGGGCUCUGAAAGAAGUCACGCUGGAGCACCAGGCCAAGGUGAAGGAUCUGGAGGCCCAGCUAGCAGAACGGCCACAGCUGGAAGAACUGCACAAGCUCCAGGCUGCCCUGGACGUGGCUGUGGAAAAGCAAGUCUGCCUCGAAAGGCAACUGCUCCAAGCUGAGGAAAGAAACACAGAGCUGGGGGACAAAGUGAAAUUGCUGGAAGAAAAUGCCAAGCUGGCAGAUGCCUCCCCUCCUGGACCAUGCCCCACGGCUCCCCCUCCCCCUCCCCCACCUCCCCCUCCUCCCCCACCUCCCCCUUGUGCUAGUCCAGUGGACCCCUUGUUGACCAUCAGGCAGAGGAAAGGAGCACAGAAAGCAAAGCGUGGCACAGCGGACUGCGGCACUGAUGACUGCAAAGCGAAAGCCGUGGAGGAGAUGAUGGCCCGGAUAAGAAGUGGGGUGGUGCUGCGGACAACCAGAGGGGAUGCAGAGGCCUUGCCCAAGUCUGUGGCUGCAAGCAAGCGCAGGAGCACCGUGAUGGAGCUCCAAGGCCUCCUGAGCGCCAUGAACAGACCUACUAGGAAAUCCAGCCAACGUAAAGGCAGCCAGAAGCACAGAGACACCCAACUGGAGUCCAUAUUGCAGAGACGCAGACGGAUUGUUGACUGCCCAUGCCAGGCCCAAGCUCAACAACAGCACCCUGCUGCCGAAGCAACAGGCCACAGGACACCUCUCUACCCUGGGGUGGCCACAACGAGGGUCCCCUCCCUUCCAGAGGCAGAGCUGCCGAGAAUCCCUUCUCCCAACAUGCAGCCCUGCCCAGAUACCAGCGAAAGUCAGCCAGGUGACUCGGGCACAGCUGCAGCCAGGGCCCUCCAGCACCCAGAGGAGAAGAGUCCCACCCCACGCCCAUGCCAGCAGAGAGUGAUGUGUCUUCAGACAAGCAGGAGAAUUGCUCCUUCGCCUGGGAACAAACACUGAAGCUUCCCCAGAUGUCAGGUCGACUUUGCACAUUUCUUUGGAAAGGCACAGUCUGCGGACAGACGUGAUACAAACUCAGCUCAUAGCAAAUUCCUUCUCUGAGAGAUGAAAUGAUAAACAUGCAUAUUGGCAAAUAAAA
Eublepharis macularius is the source of this 1913-nucleotide messenger RNA. RefSeq names its product shootin-1-like. The record is from RefSeq and is a predicted model, not a curated record. The transcript has 16 exons. Bases 29 to 1774 code for a protein of 581 amino acids. Lineage: Eukaryota; Metazoa; Chordata; Lepidosauria; Squamata; Eublepharidae.